AUGAAGAUGAACGGGCAUGCAAAGGCGAAGGUGAGAGCAAGGUCAGCCCAAGUCCGUCGUACGAGGUCGGGUCCGACCGAUGAUGCCGCAGCUGCGCUGGCGGUGGCAGUGCAUGCUCGGAGGCGGCCACAAGCGGGACUGACCCGAUACAAUGACAACCAAAAACCUCUCCCAAACUUUUUACCUCGCAAGACGACCAGGACUGCCGUGGGCCCCUCUUCGAUCAAGAGCGUGCGAUCGGAGGCUGGUGACGAUCCGAGUCAAGACGAGAGGAGGGCAGUGCCCAAGUCAGCGACGGUGGUACUUGCAACGAGUGGGAGGGGUGAACUCACGGUGGCUGAUGGUACACUACUGCCGACUUCCACCACCGACCGCCUCGGUGCUGCGUCGAUGCGCUAG
Molecule: messenger RNA, 399 nt
Organism: Microbotryum saponariae
Lineage: Eukaryota; Fungi; Basidiomycota; Microbotryomycetes; Microbotryales; Microbotryaceae
Source: the annotation of a GenBank genome assembly